GGGGAGCCCGAGAGCGCCGGACAGAUGCUGCUGGGUCCCGACGGGAGGCUGCUGCGCCACCCGGCCCGCGAGCGCGCCAAACCACCCUCUACCAAUCCAUCAUCAAAUCUUCAUAAACCUUCUGUCAGCCCUGAUGCGACACAGAUUGAACAGCUUGGCCUGCACAGGCAUGAAGCAGAAGCCAGAAGAGAGGAAAGCCUGGAGAUGCUGCUGCUGCUGGCAGCGGAGCAUCAGAGGGCAGAGCAACCAGCCCCACCCAUGGGAGUUUCCAAAGCCUGCUCCUCGUGUGUACGGACCGUAGACAUCAAAGAAGUUUGCACGCAGUGUGAUCACUUGAUAUGUCAGCAUUGCAGCAAACUCUGCAGUUGCUGUAACGCUGUCAUUUGUUCUAUGUGUUGCACAAUCAAUUACAGUGACGUUGGUGAGCAAGUUCUCUGCAGUGGUUGCUCAAUGUUUGAAGUCUAAAUUUUAAUGAUCUGCCAGUUCUUCUUUGCGACUAAGAUGUCUCUCUAAAUUCUGUGAAGAAUCAUCUUUUUAUAGCUGAAUAACUAACACUUCUAGUGGAUGGAGUUAACAAUGAGGUUGAUGUGUAUUGUAUGUUUAUAUUGUAUUUUUAUACUGUAGCUAACUAAAUAAACUCUUUUUAUAUUUUGAUGAGA
This is a messenger RNA of Gavialis gangeticus (Gharial), 659 nucleotides long. It is a transcript of the gene SIVA1, whose product is annotated as SIVA1 apoptosis inducing factor. Gene Ontology annotation, biological process: extrinsic apoptotic signaling pathway. The record is from RefSeq and is a predicted model, not a curated record. Lineage: Eukaryota; Metazoa; Chordata; Crocodylia; Gavialidae. Gene Ontology annotation, molecular function: CD27 receptor binding.